Molecule: messenger RNA, 1914 nt
Organism: Varanus komodoensis (Komodo dragon)
Lineage: Eukaryota; Metazoa; Chordata; Lepidosauria; Squamata; Varanidae
Gene: EPOP
Product: elongin BC and polycomb repressive complex 2 associated protein
Exons: 1
Coding region: 1-1914 (637 amino acids)
Source: RefSeq, a predicted model, not a curated record
AUGUUUCUGACCUGCGGGAUGGUUCCAGCCUCCGCCGCUUCCACCAUGGAUUACAAUGGAGAUUUCCAAGCUGGUUACCAGGAAAUCGACGGCAUCAGCUUGGGUUACCUGCAGAUUAACGGCACACGGAUGUUCGCUUUGACUCAGGUCUUCAGCGACCUGUUUAAGGGCAUCCCCCGGGCCACGGUGAGCAAAAAAAUGGAGAGCCUCAAGAUCCAGAGCCGCCGAUGCGACCUGAAGGAGCUGCGCACCCUCAAAGCCAUCCAGUCCGUGCCGAUGCGCGCCGUCAAGUGUUCACUCAUCUCCAAGACAGACCUGGAGGCCCUCUGCACCUCCUGCAAGGCCCUGGCCCCCAGGAGGAGGAAAAGGAAGAGGAAAAACAAGAGAAGAGAGCCCGGGGACCCAUUUAACCGGCCCCGGUUACUCCCUGCGUACAGCGCUUCCGACAGCACCUUCCGUGCUAACGUGGGUGCUGGAUGCACCAAGCGGGACGCGCUCUUGGCUGCUCCGUUCAGCAGAGGCUACGAGAAAGCCGCGCCGACCCCCAAAAGCUACAACCGGAGCGGCAGAGGGCAGCUCCUGGCCGGCGUGCUAAGUGCGUACCCGAGCGACUUGCAACUCCUGCACUCGGCUGUCAGGGCGCACGGAACCGGCCAGCCGACUAGCGAGCCAGAUGCCGGGCGCACCAAACGUUCCACUUGCGGAUGCCUGAGCAAGAAAGGUCGCUCGGCAUCUUUCGCAGGCUCUAAGAGGCAAGGCACGUCAGCCGGCUACUCCAGCGACUCGGACUCCAGCGGUGCCUCCAGCCUAGCAAGCUCCAGCGACUCUUCGGAAGAUGAAGAGGACGACGAGGAUGACGAGGACGACGACUCGUCUUGCAGCAGCGAGGAGGGCAGCUCCUCCGGGUCAGAAAGCAGUUCCCUGUGCAGCGGGGACUCCGUGCAAAGCACCCGCUACAGACAGGCAGCCCUUCCCCGUAUCCCACCUCAAUCUGCCUCUUCCCAAGCCCUUCCCGGCGUAGUCAAAGGCUUGCGCCCCGACCCGAACUUACUCUUUUGGGCCCGGACGCUGCGCGCCUCCACUUUGGAAAGUUUUAAGUCGGCUCCUACCAGUGCGCCAAAGGAGCCCCCACGUGAGGAACCGGAGCAUCGCAUAAAGCAGGACGCUAGGAGCUCUCCCGUCUCUCCUGCCCGUCCCAGCAGCCCCAGCGAGGGCCCGCAGCCAAAGAAUGGUGGCUUUAGAGAAGCUUCGGAGUUGUGCGCCCAGGAGCGUGAAGACCUCUCCAAGGACGCUGACUCCUUGAGCUGCAAGGAAGACCUUCACAUUGACGAGCCGGACAAGCCGGAGAAAGCGGAACUGCAGCAAGGCGCCCAGGAAGGGUCGGGGAGAGAGGCUCAAUUCGACAGGCUUAUCAGGCAGUCCAAGCUGUGGUGCUAUGCCAAAGGCUUCAAUGUAGACGGGAAAGGUUUGCGCAGGGCCGAGCAGGCCAAAGGGAGUUCCUCCACCUCCAAAGCCGGCCUCCUCAGCCUGGCCAACAAGCCUUUGGAAGGCGGCAGCGACUUGGAGAGGAACGCCAAACGUAGACGUGUCGAGCAGGAAAGGCAGGCCAGAGGGAGGCCCCCAAAGAUUCCGAGGAAGACGACCAAAAAGGGGGCCACCCCGCCUUGUAAACGCUUGCUCAACACUAGCGCGGCUCCUAUCAGGAAUCCGUUUACUCUGAUGGGCACCUUUCCCUGUACGCCCGCCUUGGUCGUUGGUUCCGAUGGGGAUCUCUGUCCUGCGUCUUCCCUGUGCGUAAAAGACUCGUGCACCCUCUCCAAAACGCACCCGCUUUGGACCUGGCAGCUGGGGGGCAAUGCCAUCCCCGUGCCCCCCAGCCUGAAAUUCCGGGGAUACAGUUUAGAGGACUUCUAG